AUGUCUCUCGCUUAUCUCGCGGGCGCGCUGGUCCUCGCAGCAGCAGUUUUAUGGAAGGGAGUGGAGACUCGUAGGAAGCGCGACGGCAAGAGAUACCCUCCUGGACCAUCGCCUCUGCCUCUGCUCGGAGUGGCGCAUCUCAUGGGUGGCACUACGCCGUGGGCGGUAUUCACUAACUGGAAAGCCGAGUACGGCGACAUCGUUUAUUUCCGGCAGUUUGGUCAAGAUGUCGUGGUGCUGAAUUCCGAAGAAACCAUAAGAGACUUACUAGAGAAAAGAUCAAGCAAUUAUUCGGAUAGGAUGUAUAUGUCCACCAGGGAACCCUACGGGUUGAACUUCGACACCGUUUUUCACCCUCACAAUGAGACGUGGCGUGCCCACAGGCGUAUCGCUCACCAAGGCCUUCGCGAGCACCACGUGGACAUAUACCAGCCGACACAGCUUCGCUUCACCGACGCACUCGUCAAGAACCUAGAGACUUCGCCCGAUCACUAUCACAGUCACUUUCAGAGGUUUGCUGCCUCUGUCGUUCUUUCUGCUAUAUAUGACCAUGACGUGGUCGAUGAUGACGACCCGAUUCUGAAGGCAGUGGUCGAAGCGUUAAAUAUCUUGGUGCGGGUGCAAACACUGGAUAACACUAUCCUCAACAACGUUGUCCCGUUCUUGAAGUACACUCCUACCUGGCUCCCAGGGGGGUGGCGCAACGUCACGGAGGGGCGAUUGAAGACAGAAAGGAUGCUUAACCUGCCGAUUGAGGAUCUCAAGAAGAAAAUCGCAUCAGGUAGCGCGGGACAAUCAGUUGCUUUGGAGUCAAUGGAGAGGUUUGGAAACACCAACAAGGUUCCUGGCUUUGAGGAAGUGGUCAAGGGUGCAUGCUGUAGUCUCUAUGCCGCUGCCUCAGAAACGACUUCGUCUACACUCAUGAUCUUCCUCCUCGCCAUGGUGAAAAAUCCUGGCGUCCAACAGCGAGCGCAGGAAGAGAUCGACCGCGUGCUGGGUCCCGACCGUCUUCCCGAAUUCUCUGACCGGUCAUCGCUACCUUACAUCGAGGCUGUCUGGCGGGAGACAUUGAGAUGGAGUCCUGUGGCACCGCUAGGUAUCCCUCAUUCAGCGACUAACGAUGACGUGUACAAGGGGUGGUGCAUCCCAAAAGGAACUAUCGUAAUAGCAAACGUAUGGUCAAUUUCACAAGACCCCAAGAAAUAUUCCUCUCCAACCUCAUUCCAACCUGAGAGGUUUCUCGACGACAAGGGCGGGCUAACAGACGACCUACCCGCCUACGCCUUUGGCUUUGGAAGACGCAUUUGCCCUGGGCGUCACUUCGCUAACAACUCGCUGUGGAUUGUAAUCGCUCGGCUUCUGGCUAAUUUCAAGUUCGAAUCCGAUUUCGUGCGAAGCGGAGGGGACGUGAAGUGGCUUACUGCUGCGACGUUCGUUCCUGAGCCUUUCCCAUGCCGGAUCACACCUCGAAGGAGUCACUAGAAUGUCGUAUCAUAUUUUAAGACAAUAUAUGUAUUAUAAGAUCCAGCAUAGCAGUGCAAGCUAACACGACACGAACCGAAUAAAUGCUAGACAAAAG
Messenger RNA from Coniophora puteana RWD-64-598 SS2, 1579 nucleotides. RefSeq names its product cytochrome P450. Bases 1 to 1482 code for a protein of 493 amino acids. Lineage: Eukaryota; Fungi; Basidiomycota; Agaricomycetes; Boletales; Coniophoraceae. The record is from RefSeq and is a predicted model, not a curated record. The transcript has 12 exons. Gene Ontology annotation, molecular function: heme binding; oxidoreductase activity, acting on paired donors, with incorporation or reduction of molecular oxygen; monooxygenase activity.